CCUCUGCAGGGAGUCUGACCAGGUCAGCUGGGAAUGCCUGUCAGCCAUCCAGGGUGGCUCCUGCGUGGGCCUGGAGGUGGGUGAGUGACUCACGCUGGUGCCCUCUCCACCCCCAUGCCCAAAUGCUCAGCCCUCCCCGGGCCGGGGCUCACCUAAUCCCCACAGUGGGAGUCGGGGGGCAUUUGCGCCUGAGCCGAGGGCUAGGGUUGCAGCGCGGUGACUUCACACUCAGCAGCAUGUGCAGCUGAGGCCUCCGUGCAGCAGGCUCCCGCGAGGUGGGCAGCGAGGUCAGCUUGGCAGCCGCUGCCUCUCCAGCCCCGAUCUGGCCGCAGGCAGCCGGUUCCCCGAGACCCAAGGAAGGGAUGGCCGAACAAGAAGCCAGUGGGCUGCAGGUCCUGCUGCGCACGCUUCAGAACUCCUCUGACAGGGAGUCCAUCCUGAACAUCCUCCAGGUUCUCGGAGAUCUGCUUUCUGUUGGCACUGACCGAAGGAUUCGCUACAUGAUCAGUAAGGGUGGCAGUGAGGCCCUUCUGCAGACCCUGGUGGACACAGCGAGGGCAGCCUCUCCAGACUAUGAUGUCCUCCUGCCCCUGUUCCGGCUGCUGGCCAAAGUUGGCCUACGAGAUAAAAAGUUUGGACAGAAGGCACUGGAGUUGGAAGCACUUGAUGUGACGUUAAUUCUGGCCAGGAAGAACCUAUCUCACAGUCAGAACCUCCUCCACUGUCUCUGGGCUCUGCGUGUGUUCUCCUCCAGUGUCACCACAGGAGCCAUGCUGGGAAUUAAUGGAGCAAUGGAACUUCUUUUCAAGGUCAUCACCCCUUACACCCAGAAGCGCACCCGAAUAAUCAGGGCCGCCACCGAAGUUCUGGCAGCAUUGCUGAAAUCCAAGUCUAACAGCCGCAGGGCUGUGAACAGAGGCUACGUCACCAGCUUGCUCAGGCUGCAUCAGGACUGGCACGGCCAUGACACAGCCAAUACCUAUGUGCUGAUCCGCCGGACGCUUCUGCUCUGCCUCAAGCACAUUGCCAACCUCCGGUCUGGCAGGGAGGCCUUCCUGGCAGCUCAGGGCAUGGAGAUCCUCUUCAGCACCACACAGAACUGCCUGGAUGACAGAAGUUUGGAACCCAUUGUCUCCGUCGUAGUUCAGAUCCUGAGACAGUGCUACCCAAAGAGCCCACUUCCCUUGGUCACAGCCACCAGUGCCUACGCCUUCCCAGUCCCUGGGAGCAUCCCUUCCGAACCUCCGUGUGUUCUAACUGAAGAGGAUUUUGAAGAUGACGCUGAUGAAGAAGUUGAUAAAGAUUCAGAUUCUGAAGAGGUGAAAGACCAAGAUGAUGAUUUGGAAACAGAUGUGAACAAGCUGAGUUCCAAACCUGGUCUUGACCGACCCGAGGAGGAACUGAUGCAGUACGAGGCAAUGUGUCUUGAGCUCUCCUGCAGCUUCGAGGAACUCAAGUCUCAAUCUGGAGAUGAUUUGAAGUUCGAAGAGACUCAGUAUGCCAAUCAUCACCACAUUCCAACUGUCGCCUCCCCAAAGUGGCAUGGUUUGAAUAAGGACCAAAGUUCUUGGAAGCAAGGAAGAGAAGACAUGGUCCAGACUUCCCUUCUGAGCAAGGUGAAGAUGGGGAGGUCCACCAUGCAUCCAGCCUCCAGAAAAGGACUUGGGAUGAACCCAUGCCAAAACAUGCAAUCCAAUCGAUUUGGGAUAGAUUCUUCUGGAAAAGAAAUCCCUGACAUUCAAGCUUCCCUCAAACAGGAUGCUUGGGACAUAGAUGUUAUUUCCUGCCCAAUGAUUAGUGCCUCCUUUUCCAAUUCCGCUAGGCCUAGAGAAACUGAUGAAGUAAUAGAUAAGCUUCUGCAGACACAUCCCAAGCCUGUCCCCUUCCAUGACCCCUGUCUCUAUAUGGCCAAAGCAAGAAGAACCAGAUCUGUGGCCGACUUCAAGACGAUGGCAUUUCCUGACCUCUGGGGACAUCGUCCACCACCCUCUGCCCAGUCGAUGUUGGAACGCAAAUGUGGAGUCCAAAGGAUCAAGAUAUUUGAGGAUGUCCGGAGGCUCAUCCAGCCAACUGAUAUUAUAAAUAAAGUCGUCUUCAGUUUAGAUGAGCCUUGGCCUUUGCAAGACACUGCUUCCGAUUGCUUGCGGUUCUACUCCAAGUUUGAGUCAGGAAAUCUCCGCAAAGCCAUCCAAGUGCGUGAGCUGGAAUAUGACUUGCUGGUCAAUGCUGAUGUGAAUAGCAGCCAACAUCAACAGUGGUUCUACUUCAAGGUGAGCGGCAUGAGAGCUGCUGUUCCGUACCGCUUCAACGUCAUCAACUGUGAGAAGCCCAACAGCCAGUUUAAUUACGGAAUGCAGCCAACUCUGUAUUCUGUGAAGGAGGCUCUUCUUGGCAGACCCACCUGGAUACGGAUGGGCUAUGAAAUCUGCUAUUACAAAAAUCAUUAUCGCCAGAGCACUGCUGUCACAGGGGGAGCAUCUCAGAAGCAUUUUUAUACCCUCACCUUUGUGGUCAACUUCCCCCACAAUGAGGACGCCUGCUACCUGGCCUACCACUAUCCCUACACCUAUACUGCCCUCAUGACUCACCUUGACAUCCUGGAAAAAAGUGUGAACCCCAAGCAAGUAUACUUCCGCCAGGAUGUUCUCUGCCAGACUCUGGGAGGGAAUUCAUGUCCAUUGGUGACCAUCACAGCCAUGCCCGAGUCCGAUAGUGCUGACCACCUGGAACAGUUCCGGCAGCGUCCAUGCCAGGUGAUCACGGCCCGAGUGCACCCAGGAGAAAGCAAUGCCAGCUGGGUGAUGAAGGGGGCCUUGGAGUUCCUGGUCAGCAGUGACCCUGUGGCUACACUCCUGAGGGAAAACUUCAUUUUCAAGGUCAUCCCCAUGCUCAAUCCCGAUGGUGUCAUCAAUGGCAAUCACAGAUGCUCACUGAAAGGGGAGGAUUUGAACAGACAAUGGCUCUCUCCCAGUGCCCAUCUCCAGCCAACAAUCUACCAUGCCAAAGGACUCCUGUACUACCUGAGCAGUAUUGGCCGAAGUCCCAGGGUAAAGUUCAAGAUCGAAGAAUCAGAACAUUGAUUGCCUCUGUAAAGGGAUUCAAUAAUAGGGGCCAGGAGGGAACUAUUGAGGUUAGUAGAAAUGUUCUGUAUCUCAGUUAGAGUCACUUACACCAAAACCCAUUGAUUAAAGGCUCAUUCGAGGUCUAUGCAUGUCACUCUAGGUACAUAUUUACCUAAAUACAAAAAAUUAAAGAUAAAUAAAUCAAAGCAUAGUCACAGGGACUUUGAAAUGCAACCAGGAAGCAAAGGGUCCUGCUUAUAAUGAGACCUACCAGCACACAGGCAUGCAAUUCAAGCCAAGGAAGAGCACACAGCAGAGUAAAAAGCUGUAGAAGAAGAUCUAUUUAUUAGUCAGAAAGGUCCAGCCAGAGAAAAGGCAUGCAAGCAGAGAAGCCCGAAGAACAGACAGCCUCCACUGUCAGCUGGUAGGAGGCAAUGAGCCCAUUCCACUUUGUAGAACUCCCUACCAGAGGUAGGAGGCCUGAGGCCUAGGGGGAGACAGGCAUAGCUAAGGGGAGUGGAGGAAAGCUCUCAGGCUCCAUGAGGUUUCCAGAAACCCAGGCCACAGCCUCUUCCAGGCUGCUGUGUUGCAGCUGGCCUGGCCCCUGUGCCACUGCAGAGAAUCUGGGCUUCGAAAUUAGGAGUGCUAUCGAUUCUCAUCCUCUUGGCUCUCUCUGUAGGCGUGCGUGCUGGUAAAGGGAUUUCAGUGCUCUUUGAAGAGCUCAUUGAUUCCCACUUACAACUUAGACAAACUAGGCCGCCUUCUGCCAAGGGACAGGGUGGGCAUAUUUUGGUUUUAUCUUUCUCUGGGGCCCAGUGGAACAGAAUUUUUAGCUACUUAAAUGAUUUUCUUGGUCUUAUACUGUCCCUCUGGCAUAUGUUUUGAGUUAAUCAGCUUCUUUUCAGAGACAAAAGGAGAGAGCAAAAAGGGAUGGCAUGUGUCUUCCUAAAACCUUGUCCCCAGAGCCUCAAGAUACUCUAUACACACUAUUGAUUUUAUCUCCACUUUACUCCUCAGAAGUGGCAGAAGGACAAGUGUUAUUUUUGCUUAUUUUCAUUGAUUCAUGCUAAGGUACACAUCUAGAAUUCCCCUUUUCCUGUGUAAGGAUGUGGUAGGGGAAAAAAAAAAAUCUUGCUGCCAUAGUUGGGAAAUGGGAAGGUUCUGGGUGAAAGAAAUUUAAAUUUGAUUCCAUAUUCUUUUAUUUAAAAUUGUUCUCAUUCUAUCAGAAUAAAGAUUAAACAGUGCUUCUCUAACAUACCAGAAGUCAUGUCUUAGAGGUAUUUUUAUAGGCACAAGUACUCCACAUUUAAGUGAAUUGCUAACAUUUCUUGCAUAAAUUUAUGUUGAAAAGCAGAGAAUUUUUUCUUCUUUCUCCCUUGCUAGUAUCUCUGAUAUACCUUUUGAGUAUUACAAAGCUGGAAAUCUGGAUUCUCCAUAUGCCACAGGGAAGGCCAGUCAGAUUUUUCAAAGAAGUUUGAGCCAAUUCCCUAUUUUUCAUUUUUUUGUGAGCAAAGCUGGGAGGUGGAGUGGAGGGGAACACAGGAGGGUAGUUGCAUAAACCAAUGUGAAGGUGCCUCUGCCCAGAGCUGGUGGGAUGGGGAGAAGGCAAGAAAUGCGUGAAGACAGGACCAGAUGGAUGAGCCACACUGCAAGAUUGUUCUCCGUGAGGGUGGGCCACAGGUAAAAACAGGCUUCAAAUGAAGGCGUUGGAGACCUGUGCUUCAUCCGUUCAAUACAUAUGCUCAAGGAGAACUUGAGCAGGGCAGCAAUGAUCAUGGCUAAUGGCAUUGGACACAGAGCUCAAAGCACUAGUCCCAGAAAGUAGGGGUUGCCAACCAUAAAGCACAGUUCAGUCUAGGAGGCCAAGACAGCCAACAGUUCUUGAAGACAGGAAUGUACAUCAGGAAACUGAGGCAACCUCCUUACAUGGAGUGGGUAAGCAUGGUGGUGGGUCAGCAUUUAUACUCUGCCCCUGGGUUUAUCUAGACAACUUGGACAUCUGCCAUGGGUCAAAAACAUUAGUCUUGGCCCCACCUUUGGGGAAGACAUGAGUCCCAGUAACACUUCUGCUCUGAUUGGGAUUGGCACACAAAAUGGGUAUAUUAACACUCUUGCCUUGAGAGCCUCAGUACCUGCAAUUGAGUGAGGCAAACAGUAGGGACCUCACCCAUGCUGACAGGUCACUGGGACUGUGUCCAAAGGUGACAGUCAGGCUGCUGCUUCUCUCCCUUCAACCUCUAAAACUGGGGAAGGAAGCAAUUUUAACUCCUGAGGAACCUCCCAAGGCCUCACUGUUCAAGUGCCCUGCCAGGGUGUUAAGCUUAUUGCUACUCAUAGAGGGCCAGCCAAUCAGAGACGGGGAGUAAAACUCAGCUAAGGUGAGGCCCCAGGGUAAGCCCGGUAGCUCAAUCUUAAUUUCAUUAAUUGACAAUCUUGUUAUACUGCUCUUUAAAAAAAAAAAAAGUUUCUUUUUAUUUAUUUUGAGAGAGACAUAGAGAGCAGGUGGGAGAGAAGCAGAGAGAGAGGGAGACAGAAUCCCAUGCAGGCUCUGCACUAUCAGCACAGAGCCCAACACGAGGUUCGAACUCACAAACCAUGAGAUUGUCACCUGAAUUGGAGUCAAAAGUGAGAGGCUUAAACGACUGAGCCAUCGAGGCUCCCCAUACUGCUCUUCAUCACUGGUACAUCCAAUGAUUUGAAAUAUUUUAUUGUGUAAAAUCUUUGGAGCCCAGACAGAUCGGAGUAUGAGAUAGAGCAUCUCUUUUUAAUGGGUGGCCAUGGGCAAGCAUUUAACCUCCUUCUACUUAGCAGAAGUUGAACCUCAUCUGUAAGUUUGGGUGAUAUCUUCCUUGUGGGACUUUUAUACUGACUGUAGAUGUGCAUAAAGUCUUACGGUGUGACCGGCACAUAUCAAGCAGUCUAAUUAAUGGCAGACAUUAAAUUUAUUAUUACUUACCAGAAGGGUGCUACAUAGAAAACAGAGCCACAUAUUAGACUAUAUGUUUUGACUUAAUUUAUGUGGGCACUUUCAAUGUAAUUAAACUAUCUUGGAACAAAGGACAAUGUAAUGCAUAACACUAGGAUGUCAGAAAACCUCCUCUGGCAUUUCAUAACAUGUAGUAAAGGGUCCCACUCUGGGUGGUCUCCUAACUGGUUAGUUAUUGAAGCAUCUCCUGAGUUUAAUGUGAAAUUAUUCACCCCACACUAGCCAUGGGAGGGGGUCAAACUGACUUGUAAGUAAAGGUUGCUUUUGCUAAGGCCAUGUUGGAACUUUAGCCCAUAAUGGCCCAAUUUAAGUAGAAGUCUCUCCCUUUAAGAAAGGGAAUAGGGCAUAAAAUCCCCUUUUCAGAUAGUUGUAGGAAUAAAUUCUGCCCAGGCCCCCUGUGGUUAAACUCAGCCAUGACUGGACAUUGCUCUCUCUCAGGUGAAACACAAAGGAGAGAGCAUGACUGUCAGUAAAAGGACUGGAAAAUUUGGUCUUGCAAACAGGGCUCUUGGAGGACAAUUGAAUAUGCCACCAAGGUGAUUUCCCUCAUAGAGAUGUUUGCUGCACUCAGGAGCUUGGGCUGAAUGCUGUCCGCAACAUAAUGUGCACAAGUUGGAAUCUCCAGGGCUUCAGUGAGCCUUGCUCGGUUUAAUUGGAAGCAUUGCUGUUUUGGGUUUUCAUCACAUACCCCAGAAUUUGCCUUCUCAUGGCUCCAGCCUCACCUUCAUUUUCCUGUGGCGGUGGCAUAAAUAAUGCAGAGGUCUCACUGCUGGGAAGCAGGAACGAGACCCAGAUGUCAGGAAUGGAAAACACAGCAGCCUAAAGCUGGCGGAGCAGAGCAGUAAACACAGUCAGGGAUAGGUGAGCUGUGAGGGUAAGAGUCAGCCAGGGGAGCUGUGUUUGAGAUGGGGGUUAACCUCUUGCAUAAGGGCCCAAUUAGCUUGCUGAGGACCAGGAAUGGGACUAGGGAGGGAGGGGAAAGGUGGGGAAGGCAUGUGAGGAGCAUAGUAAUGUGGCCCCGAACAGCCUCUUUGUUGCCCGAGAAAUGAUAGAACUCAUGUUGUGCAUGAAUUAAAUUAACCUUGCAAUUUGGCUCAGACAAGAAUUCAUUGGAAAAGGUACUGGGGAGAUGCAUAAGAGCCUGAUUUCAGAAUCGUAAUCCAAUCAACACCAUCCACUUUGCUGAUGGAGAAAGCGAGACACCGGGGAGUGGGUUUAGCCCGGGGUGAGCAAGUUCAAAACUCACCACUCCAGCUCAAACAAAACACAACUUAAUGAAAAGAAACCUCCACAUCUUCAUCUCUGCCUGUGUUCCUAUGUUCCUUGCCUUGGGGGAAAGCAUGAUCCUCUUGCCUAUAUUCACUUAAUCCAGAAAUCUAGGGAGUAUCCGUAACCUCUUCCUCACUUGGCCCCUAGAUACAUUUAGUCUCCAACUCCUGUAGAGUUUCCUUCCUCCCUCUGUCACCCAAUGUCCUUUCUCUCCAUACUUGAGCUGCCAUAAGCUCCAUACUUCUGCAUUAGUGAGGCUCCUGUCACCUCUGGUGCCUGGUGUCAGUCUCUCUGGUGAACUCUUGGAGCUCCUGUUGUGGUGGUCUGACCAUGCUGCCCCUCCUUGCGCAAGCACUUUAACGGCUCCUUCCCUGCCUUCAGGAGAAUGUCCAAACAUCCCAGAGCGGUGCGCAGGGGCAUCACUCACUGCCUGCUGCCCGCUUGCAGACCCCAAGGUACUGUCCUCUGCAGACUUACUCUGAAUGCUUGCAUUUCCUCAGAUCCAGGGCGGUUUCUUUCUCAUUCCGUUUGCUUGGAUAGCUCUCACCCAGUAGGACUCAAGGUAGGAUACCCUGCCCACCAGCAAAUCCUAGGACCCCUACAUCGUGCAUCUUCAAGACUGCUGUUCAUUUGGACUCUGCAACGUGCCCUUAUUUGGGUUCUCGGAGACCCCGUACUUACCUCUGCUUGCACCCUCCUCUCACCGCGAGAGGGUUUCCAGUAUACCCACGGGAUCAUCCCAACAAAACAGCUCCUGGAAGAGGCAAUAUGGAAAUCUAAAAAGCACUUUUGAAACAUGGAUUCUGGAUUAGAACAUGCUGGGGUUCAAAUAUUUACUCACAUACUUAAAAGCAGUGCAAACUUGGGCGCACCUGGACAGGUUAUUCAUUUUAUCUGAAAUUGUUUUCUCGGCUGCAAUGGGAUAAUGGUAGCACCUGUUUCAUCAUGAGAUAAUCUAUAUCAAGUUAUUAGCUCAGGAUCUGAAACGUCAUAAGCCUUCGAUAAAAUAACCAUUGUUGCCAUUGUUGGCAUUGUUAUUAAGGACGUUGCUGUAUUAUAUUAAAAUUUUAAUUUCUCCUGCCCCCAAAGCAGGCAUUCAGUAAAUAUUUGUUGAAUCCACUGAAGAAUAAGCAAGAUAGGACCAUAGGUUAACCUGGGCAGACUUCCUACUUACCUGGCACAGAAUUUUACAGAAAGGAAGCGUUAAGUGUUACUUCUUCCCAUAGGAGAGAAAAACUCCCUCACCAGAAAUAACUUGAUAAUUUAACUUGUAAUUGCCACCUAUAAUUUAGAAGAACACACGUUUCUUAUAAUUAAUAAGCAUUUAUUUUUAGGGAUAUCAUUUGAGCAAAAAGCUGGGCAAUGUCUGCCUCUCCUCUAUUCUGAGUCUCCAGUGGCCACUAGAAGUCCCAGGGCUAAGCAGUGCUUAUUCCCACAGGUGACUAAGUCUAUACUUUCUCACUGACAUCAGCUUCCAGAAUCCGUAAGGAUCAGAAAACAAAAACAAAAACAAAAAAACUCCUUACUCUGAUUGAAUUCAGCAUUUAAGGAGCGCCUGUCACCACAUAGGCAAAGCUUCUAGCUUUAUGGAGAAAUCUGUUGCUAAGACACAGUCUUCAUUUGUUUGCACACUUUUCAUAAGAAUGGUGGGCAUUUAAUUCACAGAGAGACAUUGAGGUGUAAGAGAUAAAGGUUGGUGGCAAGUUCAUUCUGUCAGAGGAUUAAACCUCCAACAAGUCUAUUGGUUCCUUUAGGCUAGAGGCUUUCAAAGCAUAGGCUUGGGACCCAGGUAUCAGCACCACCAGGAAUUGCUAAAAAUGCAAAUUCCCAGGCCUGCUCCAAUCUUAACUGGAAUCUCACAAUUGCUGCUGAGUGGUUUACAGUCUGAACUUUGGCAAGCCUUCUAGGUCAUUCUGACACUCAACAACAUGUGAGAUCACUGCUCUAAACCCUUGACAGGAACAGUGGUUUUCAACCCUGCCUGCACAUUAGAAUCACCUGGAAAACUGAAAAAUAUCCCAUAGCCCUGGUUGUCACUGCAGACCAAUUAAAUAAAAAUUUCUGGAGGUGGGCUCCAGGCAUUGAUAUUUUUAUAAUCUCAGGAGAUUUUAAUGCAGGGACAGGAUGGAGAAACACUGACCCACUGAUGGAGAUGUAUUUGUUGGAAAUGACAGAAUCUUGCUCAAAGUAACCCAAGUAGUAAGAUAGUUUUGGAGGAAAGAAGUCCCCUAAUCUUACAGGAACUAGAAAGCACCAAAAGUCUGGACAGUUCUUCUUCCCAUCUCUCAUGUUUCUCUUUCUACUGCCACAUUUUCUGUUUUCUUCUUUUCUCUAUGCAUUUGCCUAACUACACCCCUCUUUAGGGAACAACUUAUUCUGCUCCAUCACUGUUUCCAUGCUUUCAUUCUGUGUCUUGUGUGUGGUUUGACUUGUCAUUGGACCGACUCCCUCUUCCCAGAUCUGCUUAUCACCCUCUCUGGCUCUGGCACCCACAGCUCAGUGAUAUGUGGAAGCUGGGAGAUUUAUUUUCUCAGAAGACAUCAACCUGAAACAAGAAUAAAGGAUUCCACAUAAAGAAAAAUAAA
Messenger RNA from Felis catus (domestic cat), 9902 nucleotides. It is a transcript of the gene AGBL1, whose product is annotated as AGBL carboxypeptidase 1. Bases 363 to 3080 code for a protein of 905 amino acids. Gene Ontology annotation, biological process: C-terminal protein deglutamylation; proteolysis; protein side chain deglutamylation. The transcript has 20 exons. NCBI's taxonomy places the organism in Eukaryota, Metazoa, Chordata, Mammalia, Carnivora, Felidae. The record is from RefSeq and is a predicted model, not a curated record. Gene Ontology annotation, molecular function: metallocarboxypeptidase activity; zinc ion binding.